Malassezia japonica is the source of this 1797-nucleotide messenger RNA. RefSeq lists its product as uncharacterized. The transcript has 2 exons. Gene Ontology annotation, molecular function: protein binding. The coding region runs from base 1 to 1797 and encodes 598 amino acids. Lineage: Eukaryota; Fungi; Basidiomycota; Malasseziomycetes; Malasseziales; Malasseziaceae. The record is from RefSeq and is a predicted model, not a curated record.
AUGGCCGCGGCCGCGCCGCGUGAACCCGUGACGCAGCUGAUCGAUCUGCUGAGCACCUCGACGGACAUCGCGCCGGAUCGCGUCUGGGCGCUGUAUGUGGAAGCGAUGCAGGACCGGCCGCAGGAGCUUGCCGAUGGCUCGAUCCGCGUGCCGCGUAUGCUCCAGGCCGGCGAGCACCGCCAGGUGCUCCAGGCGCUGGUGCCGUAUACCGAAGCCUAUGCAGCCUACCUCUACGACCGCGGCCGCAUCCGCGCGCUGCGCGAGGCUGCGCAGAGUGUUCCUCUGCACACGGAAAUUGCCCUGGACCUGUCCACGCCACAGGAGCUCGCGCCGCGCUCGCCGCCGGUGCCGCUCAGCGCGGGGGAGGCCAAGACGUACCUGAGCCGUGCCCGGACGCUCUUGGGUAACAUGCGCGCUGCUAGUGCCGACAGCGUGUGUACCGCAGACUACAACGAGGCACUGGCCGUGCUCGCGCCGGGCGGCUACUUUGGCGAGAUGCAGGCGCUCUGGUCGGAUAUGACGUCGACGCGCGACACGCAUCCCGAGACCGCGCCGAACCGCGAGACGUACCACCACAUGAUGGAGGGCCUCUUUCGGCAGGCUGCGCGCCAGGCGCAGGACCUGCAGGCCGCACACGGCCAUGCGCUCCUCCCCACCGAGUACGGCCGCCGUCGGUCGGAAGCGACGGCCGCGCCCGGCGACGCGGCCAAGUCGGUGCAAGGCGCCGCGCAGGUGCUUGCGCGCUCUGCGACGAUGCUUAUCCAAGACAUGCACGAGCGUGCGAUCCGCCCGAGCGUCCUGACGCUCGACCUCGCCGCGCGUGUUUUGCGCAUGACUGGCCAGCUCCCUGCGCUCCUGGCGCUGCUCCGGACUGGUUUCGGUGUGGACGUAGCGAACCCCGAUGCGGACCGUGGCGAGGCGCUUCCCCCGUGUGCCCCCACGACACACACGCUGAACACGGCGCUGAUGGCGCUCGGCGAGUAUGCGACCGUCUCGGACAUGGUCGCUGCGUACGAGACCAUGACGGAGCCUCUUUCUCGCGCCGAGUCCUCGACGCUCCCCUCGACCGAGGAAUCGCGGUGCGUGCAGCCGAAUGCCAAGACGUUUGCGACGCUGCUGAAGCAUGCGUGCACCGUGCCUGAUACCCUGUUUUUGGCCGCGGCGCUGGUGCCCGAGCGCCGCUCGCUCCUGUCGCGCUUUGCGUCGAGCGACGCGAUCGGCUUUGCGACACAGAGCGAGCGCCAGGAAGAAAUCAAGCGCCGCGAGCGUGGCGCGUACUUUGCUGUGGCACGCUACUUUUUCGACGAGUGCAUGCAGCGCUACGCGGCGCAGGUCGCGGCGCUCUGCACGCAGCUCAAGGUCGAUGCGCCCGCGCUCGCCUAUGAUGGCGCGCAGGCUUCGGGCGCGGUGCGCCGCGCAUACCGCGACUGGCGUGCCCAAGGCGCACAGACAAGCGGCCGCCUCGCCGUGCCCGACGCGCGCGUGUCGCUUGCAGACGGCGCGCCGGUGUUUGUCCCGCCGAGCGUCGGCCUGUCGCUGCAGCAGAUCUACCCCCUCGUCGCGCUGGCCUCGCGCCGACGCUCCCUCCCGCUCCUGGGCUGGAUCCGCGCGAAGCUCGAUCACUGCGUGCUGCUCAAGGAGAUCGAGGCGAACGCCGUCGAGGCCGUCGCGGACGCCGGUGCGUGGCCCGAACUGCAUGCGUCGCUCGAGGCGCAUCUUGCGCGCGUGCGCCGCGAGCUCGAUGGGCUGCAUUGGAUCCGUUUUGAGCCUACGGGAGCGCAAGGCGCGCCGUGCUGA